Molecule: messenger RNA, 462 nt
Organism: Seminavis robusta
Lineage: Eukaryota; Bacillariophyta; Bacillariophyceae; Naviculales; Naviculaceae
Source: the annotation of a GenBank genome assembly
AUGCCACCAGCUCUACCAAAAAUUCCACCACCCCCUCUGCCGCCGAUGAUGUCAAAGCAAAAGAAUGAGGAGGUGAGCUAUUACAAGGAUGAUAUGGACGAGUGGACAACCUUCAUGAUAACGACAUUGAUUCCUCCUCUGUUGUCUCCCCAACCCGUCACGGCCGAUAUGCUGUCUCAACCAGGCGACGCCGGUCCAAAGAAGACCACUACGCUUCAAACCGGCGACACAUCGUUUGAGAAUCUGGAAAAGGAUACAUCUUGUGGCAGUUUCCCCGUACUCCAAUGGGCUGCACUGACAUUCACUCAGAAAGUUCUCCCAAUCGACGACAGAAUCGUGCCCAUUGCCGAAGAAGAAGUGCAACCGAUGCUGGACGAAACGAGACUUGCCAAGUGUUUACCAGAGCCCACUGUCCCAUUUCCAGAUCCUACCACAGACAAAGGCCUCACCCGCCAGGCAUGA